AAAAUGCUUUCCUUUUGGCUUUGUAUAUUAAAGGAAUAGGAUUUUGAUUAUAUAAAGGACUUAGAAAAUGUAUAAUUCUUCACUCAGUCAGAUGUUUAUCGUAAUGGUCAUGUUAUUGCUGAUAAGCCAUACUGCUACUUUACCUGACUUUCGACGACCUACAAAAGUGACCACUAGAUGUUGUGAAUCUAUUUCGUCAGCAAAGAUUCCAUACAAAAUUGUCGGUUUUCAAAGACAAAAUCCACUUGGUCCAUGUGUAAGUGCCAUCAUAUUCUUCACAGAAGGUAAUGGAGCCAUUUGUGUACACCCAAAAGCUCCUUGGGUAUUGAGACAGCUGAGAGAACUUGAAAAACCUGCAUCAAAUUAAUGAAGCUAAGAUGCCCUACUAUGAAGCAAUCGUAUACAAUCCACAAUCAAGAUUAAAAUAGUAUUAAUUAUCUUCUAAUCUUUAUCUGUUUGAAAUUAUAUUCCACACUCUGUUCACUAAUGUAAUACUUGCCAAAUAAAUACAUCUUAAUGCCUUAAA
This is a messenger RNA of Protopterus annectens (West African lungfish), 526 nucleotides long. Its product is annotated as C-C motif chemokine 8-like. NCBI's taxonomy places the organism in Eukaryota, Metazoa, Chordata, Ceratodontiformes, Protopteridae. Gene Ontology annotation, biological process: immune response; monocyte chemotaxis; cellular response to interleukin-1. Gene Ontology annotation, cellular component: extracellular region. Gene Ontology annotation, molecular function: CCR chemokine receptor binding; chemokine activity. The coding region runs from base 68 to 367 and encodes 99 amino acids. The record is from RefSeq and is a predicted model, not a curated record. The transcript has 4 exons.